Molecule: messenger RNA, 3764 nt
Organism: Lagopus leucura (white-tailed ptarmigan)
Lineage: Eukaryota; Metazoa; Chordata; Aves; Galliformes; Phasianidae
Gene: STC2
Product: stanniocalcin 2
Exons: 4
Coding region: 1-900 (299 amino acids)
Biological process (GO): intracellular calcium ion homeostasis
Cellular component (GO): extracellular region
Molecular function (GO): hormone activity
Source: RefSeq, a predicted model, not a curated record
AUGUGCGCGGGGCUCCGCGGCGAGCUGCCGGCCCUGGCCCUGCUGCUGCUCCUCGCCCGGGCGGCGGCGGGCACUGAGGCCACGCGGCCGCCCGAGGGACAGCCCGAGCGCACCCCGCAGCAGAAGGGGCGGCUGUCCCUGCAGAACACAGCUGAGAUCCAGCACUGCCUGGUUAAUGCCGGUGAUGUGGGAUGUGGAGUGUUUGAGUGCUUUGAGAACAAUUCUUGUGAGAUCCGAGGCUUACACGAGAUCUGCAUGACUUUCCUGCACAACGCUGGAAAAUUCGAUGCCCAGGGAAAAUCCUUCAUUAAAGAUGCUCUGAAGUGUAAGGCUCAUGCCUUGAGGCAUAAAUUCAGCUGCAUCAGCCGUAAGUGCCCAGCCAUUAAAGAGAUGGUGUUCCAGUUACAGCGGGAGUGCUACCUGAAGCAUGACCUCUGCUCCGCUGCCAAGGAGAACGUCCAGGUCAUUGUGGAGAUGAUUCACUUCAAAGACCUGCUGCAGCAUGAGCCAUAUGUUGACCUAGUGAACAUCCUGCUCACCUGUGGCGAGGAGGUGAAAAAAGCAAUAACAAGAAGCGUCCAGGCCCAAUGCGAACAGAACUGGGGAAGUCUCUGCUCUAUCCUGAGCUUCUGCACCUCCUCCAUGCACGGCGAUGCCAUUCUGGGCCCCGAAAAGAAGACAGGCGAAGCCGGCAAAGCCACUGCUGGCCGUGGGGAUGUGCUGGUCCCUGCCGAGCCUGAGCACAGGGAGAGCUCACGAGCAGCCAAGGGAGAGAGAGGUACCAAGGGCCACCUGAACGCCCAUGCCCGGGUGAAGGCUGGGGCCCAUGGUCCCAAAGGAGCGCAUGGGAUCAUGGACCGGACGGACGAACUGUCCGACUUCUCGGACAUCCGGAGGUGAGAAAAGGCACCAAACCCCCAUUACCCAUAUCCUCCUCCUCUGCUGGAACCUUCCUCCGUUGAGUCCAUCUUCCCGUCUAUGGACAUUCCAAAGCAUUUCCCAUUCAGAGGUCAAGCACAGGGCAUUGCAAGAUAUAUGGACCUCAGCAACCGUGUAUAUAGUAGCAAAGGGAGAGCAGUGGCAGUGGGUUAUUGAUCCAGCAAACUCAACACUUGAGCAGCCGCCAAAUGUGGCGAAACGUCUCCAACUAAAUUCUUUUUUCCCCUUUUUUUGGGAGGUAGGGAUCAUUGCGCGUUUGUUUGUUUGUUUUCUUCAUCCCCUCUUGGGGAGAAGGUUACGGGAGGGCUCAGGCAGAUGGCACGCAGCCGCUCAUGGCUUAGCACCUCCAAGGGCUCCAGGCGCAGCCUUGUAGCAGAUGGCUGAAUUCCAGAGGGGUUUGGUUUCUUCAUGUGGCUGAGCAGGCAGGAGCUCAAGGUUGCCUGUGACACUCAGCAGUGAAAUAGCCAUCCUGCCUCUGGCGCAGGGACUGUGCGGUCUGGAGCUCUGUACUGUCUGCUGAGUGACUCCUGAGCCAUUGUCCCCAUCGGGCAGCGCUGCCAACUUUAAGUACCCCCUAUUUGUUUUUUAACCACUGCAUAACUUGACACUUGCUUAUCCAGUCACUUACCGAAGGCAGUCAGCUUCCAGACGGAGCAGUCUGGUUGUCACUCACCUACUCCACCUAGGGCCCCCAAGAACUCCUUCACAAGCCUCUAAAUCCCCCCACUCAGAUACAGCUCCUCUGCCCUAUGCACAACCCGAGUGUGAGAGGAUGGGCGCAGGCUCAGACAUUGGAGGACCCCAUGUACAGUGUUCUUUGCAGGGCUGUGUCAGAAGCCCUUGGAACCUUUCUCCGUAGCUAACAUGGUGUGGUUUGUUGGGACGUGGAGCCCACUGUAACCCACCUGUCAGCCAUGGUUUAUCAAAAUGCCAAAGAUAGGGAGAGAGGGCUGACUUCAUUAAUUGUUGCGAUUUAUUGGAGAUCAAGAGUGCCAAGAAUUUGUUGUCUUUAAGCAGUUAUAAGUGUGAGUGAGAUGUUUGGAGCAUCUCUCCUACCCCCUAUGCAAUUAUAGUUCUCAGGUUGCAGACCUGCAAUCCUUUAUCCCUAGAUAUCAUACUGGAAAGGGAGGGGACAGCACCCAUGGGGACACAAGAGUGAAUACUUCAGCUUCCUCUGGAGGCAGACUGAAUUUUCUUAGAAAGUGGGAAUCGCACCAAGAGUUUGAGCCUAGUUAUUUAGAAAGUUUGCGAGGAGAGCUGUGGGGGCAGGAAGGCAGUUGAGUAGGGACAGAACGUACCCAGCGAACCAAUGUACGUUUGUCGCAUGGUGGGAAGAAGCUGUAUAAACAGUAGAGGGUGUUGGAAUUUGGCUACGAUUUCCAACUCAGAUUUUAGCUACUGCUAAGUGAGCACAGCUCCUAAUAGCUAUAUUCAGGGUUUAAUGCAUGUAUCCACCUGCAGAAUUUAUAGGCAGUACUUUUAAUAGAAGCCAUGUAGGAAGCAAGAGAGAACCGCUAAGUUGAAGAGAUGUCUCUGUGUGAUCACCAGGCCUUGUUCAAAGUGACCUUGAUCCCAAUGGUUCUAGCUGUGUUCAGUGACAAAGUUUUCUUCAACUUAAUUGGGAAGAUGUGGGAUCGGACCCAAUGCAGUGACAAAGGCUGCCCUGACCCAAGGAGCAGAGCUCCUUCCAGUGAGUGUCCUCUCCCCGUUGGUGGCAUUUGGCCACCAGGUAGAACAAGCUCGAACCAAAAAGACAAUUCAGGCAUUUUAGCACAAAAAAAAAGAAGAAAAAAAAAAAAAGAAAAGCCACAAAACAACCAACAAAUCACUACCGACAUCAUGUUCACACAUCAGAGUAACACAGGACAUCUCUUUCGUUGGAGGUCCGAUUCAUCUAUGGGAGCCAAACAUACAGAUCUAUACAUCCUUGAAUGUCUCCAUCAACAUAUCACCUCAGCAUGCAUACAGUUUUAUUUGUAUUCAUUUGUUGUUCUGAGUGGGGAAAAUUGUAUAUUCCCCUUUGUCAAUGGAAAUCUCUUUGGGGCGGGUGGGCAAGCAGUGGGUGGGAGGGAUUUUUGUAUAAGGCAUAACUUUUUUUUUUUCCUCUGUGUGUGAAGAUUUUAUGUGUUCAUCUACUGAUUCCACAUAUGCUAUUAUUGUAAAUAUUUAACAUUUCUAUUUAUUAUAGUGUCUCCAUUUAAAAAAAAAGAACACUGCUGGCUAUGAUAAUUUAAACGUACGUCAUGACCUGUGUUGUAUAUAUUCAUGCCACUAGUAUGGUUUUUUUUUUUAAUGUUUAAAGCUACUUAAAUAUAGUUUUAUACAGUUCCAUAAUGUUAUUGACAGCAUAAAUCAUUUAUUUAUUGUUAAACCUUCGUUCACGUCUAACAAAUAGGGUGCAUUUUACCUGAGAGUAUUUUAUUGUGACAUCUACAUAGCCUUAAUUCUUUAUAAAGUGAAAAAAACGAAAAAAAAUCCAUUUAGAUACUGUAUGAUGCUUUAAUUAACAUUCCUUAUGAACUCGCAGUUCAUGGAGGAGGUUUAGCUUCAAAGCCAAGGUAUGAAUGUUUCCUUUACGCUUUGCAUCUGGAAUGAGCCUUGUUCUGGAAUGAGAAUACUGGGAGAAGCAAAAUGCCUGCUGGAAAAAGAUACCAAUAAACCCUGGAAAAUGCUGUCCUAACUUAAAGUGCUGAACUAAAAGGAAAAAAAAAAAAAAAAGACAAACUGUCCUUAAAUCCAAAUCUCUGGGAGAACAAACAUACUAGUUUUAUCUCAUGUAGAAUUCGCAGCCAAAUAAGCUUGUAAAAAAAAAAAGAAAAAAAAAA